This is a messenger RNA of Manis javanica (Malayan pangolin), 4447 nucleotides long. Lineage: Eukaryota; Metazoa; Chordata; Mammalia; Pholidota; Manidae. The record is from RefSeq and is a predicted model, not a curated record.
UGGGAAAAUCACUCGGGAACCGUGGAGAGAGUGGGGGGAAGGAGCAGAGUUGCGUCAGUAGGCUUUUGCAGAAAUCCAGAGAAGAAAUGGUGGUGGACAGAGUCGGAUACUACUGGGGUCGGAGAGAAAGGCCUGGUUUGAGAUCCUCGGGACUAUGCGACUGGAAGAGGAGCUGCUGAGGAAGGCGCAGGGGCCAAGGCCGACUCCUGACUUCUGCGACGGCCGAGCUGCCAGGCGCUCCGGACCAAGAGUCUCCCGGGUCGCAGCCUGCGUUCCUCCUCGGCGAGGAAGCAUCCCGUCCGCUCCCGGGGCCGAGGGAUGUAACUGCGUCCCCCCGCGUCCCCUCCUGCCUCCCGCGCCUCAGCAUCGCCGCUGCAACCACUUGCACAGGCUGUGGCUCAGCCAAUGAUCCUGUGAGUGCUAGGGAGUCACCGUUGCCCCUGGGGGCCCCUGUCCUGAAGUAGCCUACCUGCCUGCCCUGAGCAUGGCGUCUGAUACCCCUGAGUCCCUGAUGGCCCUCUGCAGCGACUUCUGCCUGCGUAACCUCGAUGGUACACUGGGCUGCCUGCUGGACAAGGAGACACUGAGGCUACAUCCAGACAUCUUCCUGCCCAGCGAGAUCUGUGACCGGCUCGUCAACGAGUACGUGGAGCUGGUCAAUGCCGCCUGCAACUUUGAGCCCCACGAGAGCUUCUUCAGCCUCUUCUCGGACCCCCGCAGCACCCGCCUCACCCGCAUCCACCUCCGGGAGGACCUGGUGCAGGACCAGGACUUGGAAGCCAUUCGCAAACAGGACCUGGUGGAGCUGUACCUGACCAACUGCGAGAAGCUGUCUGCCAAGAGCCUGCAGACGCUGAGGAGCUUUAGCCACACCCUGGUGUCCUUGAGCCUCUUCGGCUGUGCAAACAUUUUCUACGAGGAGGAGAACCCAGGGGGCUGUGAAGACGAGUGCCUCGUCAACCCCACCUGCCAGGUGCUGGUCAAGGACUUCACCUUCGAGGGCUUUAACCGCCUGCGCUUCCUCAACUUGGGCCGCAUGAUCGAUGGGGUCCCCGUCGAGUCCUUGCUGCGGCCACUCAACUCGCUGGCUGCCUUGGACCUCUCAGGCAUUCAGACAAGCGACGCGGCCUUCCUAACUCAGUGGAAAGAUAGCCUGGUGUCCCUUGUGCUCUACAACAUGGACCUGUCGGAUGACCACAUCCGUGUCAUUGUCCAGCUGCACAAGCUGCGACACCUGGACAUCUCCCGAGACCGCCUCUCCAGCUACUACAAGUUCAAACUCACUCGAAAGGUGCUGAGCCUCUUUGUGCAGAAACUGGGGAACCUGAUGUCCCUGGACAUCUCUGGCCACAUGAUCCUAGAGAACUGCAGCAUCUCCAAGAUGGACGAGGAAGCCGGGCAGACCAGCAUCGAGCCUUCCAAGAGCAGCAUCAUGCCCUUCCGGGCUCUGAAAAGGCCGCUGCAGUUCCUUGGGCUCUUCGAGACCUCCCUGUGCCGCCUCACGCACAUUCCAGCCUACAAAGUAAGUGGGGACAAAAACGAGGAGCAGGUGCUGAACGCCAUUGAGGCCUACACAGAGCACAGACCUGAGAUCACCUCACGGGCCAUCAACCUGCUUUUUGACAUCGCACGCAUCGAGCGCUGCAACCAACUUCUGCGGGCCCUGAAGCUGGUCAUCGCGGCCCUCAAGUGCCACAAGUACGACAAGAACAUUCAAGUGACAGGCAGUGCUGCGCUCUUCUACCUGACCAAUUCCGAGUACCGCUCAGAGCAGAGCGUCAGGCUGCGCCGGCAGGUCAUCCAGGUGGUGCUGAACGGCAUGGAAUCCUACCAGGAGGUGACGGUCCAGCGGAACUGCUGCCUGACCCUCUGCAACUUCAACAUCCCUGAGGAGCUGGAAUUCCAGUACCGCCGGGUCAAUGAGCUCCUGCUGAGCAUCCUCAACCCCACGCGGCAGGAUGAGUCAAUCCAGCGCAUCGCCGUGCACCUGUGCAAUGCCCUGGUCUGCCAGGUGGACAAUGACCACAAGGAGGCCGUGGGCAAGAUGGGCUUUGUGGUGACCAUGCUGAAGCUGAUUCAGAAGAAGCUGCUGGACAAGACAUGUGACCAGGUGAUGGAGUUCUCCUGGAGCGCCCUGUGGAACAUCACGGACGAGACGCCCGACAACUGUGAGAUGUUCCUCAACUUCAACGGCAUGAAACUCUUCCUGGACUGCCUGAAGGAAUUCCCAGAGAAGCAGGAACUGCAUCGGAAUAUGCUAGGACUCUUAGGGAACGUGGCAGAGGUGAAGGAGCUGCGGCCCCAGCUAAUGACUUCCCAAUUCAUCAGUGUCUUCAGCAACCUUCUGGAGAGUAAGGCCGACGGGAUUGAGGUUUCCUACAACGCCUGUGGCGUCCUCUCCCACAUCAUGUUUGAUGGGCCCGAGGCCUGGGGCAUCUGUGAGCCCCGGCGGGAGGAGGUGGAGGAGCGCAUGUGGGCAGCCAUCCAGAGCUGGGACAUCAAUUCACGGAGAAAUAUCAACUACAGGUCAUUUGAGCCAAUUCUUCGCCUUCUUCCCCAGGGCAUCUCCCCUGUCAGCCAGCAUUGGGCCACCUGGGCCCUGUACAACCUUGUGUCUGUCUACCAGAGGGCAGUCCUCACAGGCGGGUCUCUGGGCCACAGGCUGAUAGAAGACCCCCCUCAUCGCUGCUGUCUGCCCCUACCCCACAGCGGACAAGUACUGCCCACUGUUGAUCAAAGAAGGUGGGAUGCCCCUUCUGAGGGACAUGAUCAAGACGGCAACUGCACGGCAGGAGACCAAGGAGAUGGCCCGGUAAGCCACAGGCAGGGUUUCUGCCUGGAGCCCCAAUGCAGGGCAGUGAGGGUCACAGUGGGGGCGCCCUGAUGGUUGGGAAUGGCUGGAAUUCCCAGGGGAGCUCCGAGUUGUGUGUGGAGGUGGACAGCCUGUUGAUGUCUGGCUGGGGCCUCCCUGAGUGUCAUUUCGGCCACAACUAGCCAGAAGCUAAAUGACUGAGUUCUGAACAGAGCAUCAUUGCCUUCAUUUGUAAGCUUUUUCUUUUAUUCCAACAAAUUCCAUCCUCUCCUUACAGCCAUUAGCAAGUCAGGUCAGCAUUUUUCAUUAUAUUUGGCUAAAGACAUUCCGACUAAAGAGAAGACCCAGUGUGGUAAAAUACAUUCGAGAGGCCAGGCAGGGCAGAGUGCAAGUGCGUUUCUGAAUGUGAAGGCCCCAGACACCAGAGCCGCCUGGCCUCUCACCGCUGGGUGGUGGCCGCUGCAGCGCCUCAGUUACCAUUGGCCCUGAUCCCACACCCGUCAGCAUGCAGGGAGAUGCUCAGGGAUAUGGCACGUCCAGCAGUGACAAGUAAUCAGAAAGCCUUGCUUUCUCCCGGAUCCAUUGCAGAAGGGAACAGAGCUAAGUUUACCCCAGUUUCAAACACCAUAUAGAAAUAGAGGAAUGUGUAGUAGGGGCCUGGAGGUCAGAGGCUCCGAAGAUGACAGCUCACUGUGGUUAUUAUCAGCAAAAGCCACUGCUCAACUGUUCACUAACAGAUUUGUCUGAGUUUGAGAAUAGUAAAUCGAGUAGUUCUCAAACUUAAUCUCUCUAAAGAAUCACCUGGCAAUUAUUUCAAAUGUACAGGUCCCACCUAGAUUUUCUUUUCCCAGUGGGUCUGGGAGGUAGGCCUGGGCAUAUUCACUGUCAACGGGGAUCCCAGGGGAUUUGAGAAGCCAUAACCUUCCCCCAUCACUUAGAACAUCUCUGUGAGACCUGAGCCAUGUGUGCCCGCUGGCUGGCCUGUCUGACAGCAGGGUGUGAGUGACACCAAGAAGCGACUGCCCCUGUCUAAUCCAGGCAUCCCUUACUUCCUAAAAAGCAUUUGGGCACCUCUUUAGCACAUGGAGGCUGCAGGGAACAACCCGCCCCGAACCAGGCUAACACAGAGGCUUAAUGUUGGACAAGAAGGCCAUCGAGGGUCCAGGGUGACACAACAGUGGGGCAGCAGAUCCCAAGGCCUAGACUGAAGUGGGUGUGAGACCCCAGAUCUGAGCCCAAGCAGUGGCUGCCAAAUGCUGCACCAGGGCCUGGCCACUGCAGGGUGUUAGGGCCCCCUGUGCUGUACAGCUGCCCUUACCUACCCAGCCCUGCUGCUGGACGAGGAUCUCUGGGGAAUCUGGUGAAGGAAGAGCCAGACGUUCUUGGAGGUCAGGCCUGAGCUCAUUUGGGGCUCAGAUGCCCGGCAGCUGAGAGGCUGGGGAGAACGGAGGGGCAGACAGGGUUCAGGUGAUAUUCAUGGCCACAGGUACCAUUUCCUGGGCUGCCAGCCACUUUGUCCAUACAGCUCGGUCAGCAGCAGCAGCCCUGUUACAUUUACUAACAAAUCCAGUGGCCUCAUCUGCCAGGAAGGGCCUGGCCCAGUCCAGCCCAAGCUCCUCCUCCAGGCCUCUCUCU